ACUAUUUAUAAUGGUCACUACAAUCAUUACAUCAAUAAUGAUUAAUUAACUUUUGUAAUUUGGAUUGUUUAAAAAGCCAAAAAUCGAUCAUGGUGACAUUAAUAGAUGUUAAAUAUUGAAUAUAACACCCAUUGAUAUUCAAUUUUUUUAAGAAAAUAUGCUCCUUCUCACUGACGAUGGAAUAUUUGAUGAAAAAGAAACUCUUCUUUAUUCCUAAAAUAAUAGUUAUGCACUAUUUGCUGAUGAAGAUCAAAUUUAUAUUGCUCAUGAUAAUUAAAUCGAUUUUCUAAAUCAAUGGAAAAUCAUUAAGACUAUUCCAUUACCAACUGGAUUGAUUAUUUACGAUUUUAUAGUCAUUCAAAAUGAAAUCUUUAUCACUUUAGAUUAUUAAAUUUCUGAUUUACUUGGAUUUUAUUUUUAAUCUAAAAGUUUCUCAUUAUUAAAAUGUGAUUUUCAAGGAAAUUGCGAAUUUUAAUAUGAAGUAAAUGGCGUUCAUUUAAGUGGGAUAGAGUAUUUAAAUAAUUAAAUUUAUAUUUCAGACACUUUUUAAAAGACUCUCAAUAUUCAUGACAGGAAUUUUACUUUACUUUAAACUUUGCAUUUAGAAGAUGGACCUAAAAGAUUAGUAAAAGUAUUAGAUAAAUUAUACUUUACAGCUAUUCCUAAGCUGAUAGAAUUACUUACUCUACCAAAAUUUACUAGUUUAUAUGAACUUGAUUUAAUUACAGGUUUAUAAAAAUUGGUAACCUUUGAAAAUUUUUAUUAUGUUGGAGCAUAAUAUAAAUAAGGAAUAGUUUUAGGAAAUCAUUUAUGUAUUUGA
Molecule: messenger RNA, 820 nt
Organism: Paramecium sonneborni
Lineage: Eukaryota; Ciliophora; Oligohymenophorea; Peniculida; Parameciidae
Source: the annotation of a GenBank genome assembly